AUGCACUAUGUUGGUCAUAAAUUGUGCCACGCGCACCUCGUUAAACACUGCGCCCGCCAUGGGUGGAAGUUACUGCCGCAAGCGAUCUUCGCCGUGGGUCCUAAGUCCUGCCACGCGCGCUCCAGGUCGUGGGUGCCUGAUCCUGCCAUACGCGCUCUGCGCCUUGGGCGCUUCACGCUGUGGGCGCUAAAUUAUGUCGGACGUGCUCUACUGCGCGCUAUACUGCCAUACGCGCUCUACCCCAAGGGCGCUAGCUUCGCUUCGAGCGCUCUACGCAGUUGGUCCUGUUCCGGCACCAAGCUCCACGCCAUGGUCACUGAUCCUGCCACAUGGGCUCUACGCCUGAGGUGCUUCGGGCUGUGGUCGCUAGGUCCUGCCGCACGCAAUCUACGCCGUGGGCGCAGUCCUGCCAAACGCGCUCCAGGCUCAGCACCCGCCAUAAAUGCUCCAGUGCGUGUACUCCAGAUCCUGCCACAUGCGCUCUUCGCCAUUCGCACUGAACCAGCCACAUGCACGUUCUCUAAGCGAUUGUUACAGCCCCAGACGACACGCGCUCUACACCGUUGGCAGCAGAACCAGACAUUAAGCGCUCCAGAGCGUGAGCUCUAA
Pieris macdunnoughi is the source of this 609-nucleotide messenger RNA. Lineage: Eukaryota; Metazoa; Arthropoda; Insecta; Lepidoptera; Pieridae. The record is from the annotation of a GenBank genome assembly.